AUGUUGCAAGAAAAUGAAGAAAGUGUUGUAUUGUUGAUUCGUUGUGCAUUACAAUUAUUUGAGGAUAUACGAAUCAAUUUUCCGAUUGAUUCAACUGUUCUUCAGUUAAAAAAUAAGUUGGCAGAUAUUUGUCCAUCGAAACCCGAAGUAGGUCGUCAACGUUUAAUAUAUGCAGGGUAUUGUCUUCAAGAUCAUCAUACACUUCGCUCAAUUUUUGAAUGUCAUUCGGCUGAUAGUGAUUUUUAUGUUAUUCAUCUUGUAUGUCCACCGGCAGUCCUUAAAGAUUUAGAUAAUCUUCGGCUGCGUAAAAAACCUAGCAGUUCAGAUUCAUCACACUCUUCAUCUCAGCAACAGCAACAAAGGCAACAACAACAACAACACGAAAUGCCGAGUACACAAUCGCUAACUUCAUCUCCUCCUUACUCUUAUUAUCCUUGGCAGCCGUGGCCAAAUACUAAUUACUUUAUACCAUUCGAUUGUAGCGAUCCUCAAUUUUUAGCGACAUAUAAUGCUUAUAUGGCUUCUUAUACCAAUUAUAUUCAGCAGAUAUUCAGUAAUAACGGUGAUUCUAUUCCUAAUAUAAAUCAACAUCCACUUGGCUUUCAAUUUCUUAAUCAAGCGGCUAGUGUUCAACAACAGUUACCUGAACAAAAUGUUCAAGAAGAAGCAGGAAGGGUAGAUAAUAAUAGACAAGCUGUUGGUGAAGUAGUGCAGGAUGCGAUGGGAGGCGUUAUUGGUGGCAUUGAAGACCCUCAACGAGAUUUUUUAGAUACAGUUUAUAAGGCUAUUCGUUUGUGUUUUCUCAUAGUUUUGGUCUAUGCAUAUUCAACUCCUGAACGCUUUAUUUGCGUUAUCUUAUUCAUUCUUGGAUUAUGGUUUGUACAGGCGAGACGUAAUCAAAGGCUAGAUCGAGAACAAGCUGAAAGAGCAGCACAACGAAACCCAGUCGAAGCUCCAAAUAUUCUUCAGUCACAGGCUACUGAAAAUUCCUCUGAAAAUAGAAAUAAUGAUAAUGGAAUACAAGAUGAAAGCUACGAAGCAGCUUAUCGUGAGCCCACAGCUUGGACAGUUUUUUGGUCUACUUGUUAUACUUUUAUUACUUCAUUUUUCACUUCUCUUAUCCCAGAUAAUCCGGUUCCGGUUAAUGUAAAUUAA
Molecule: messenger RNA, 1155 nt
Organism: Dracunculus medinensis (Guinea worm)
Lineage: Eukaryota; Metazoa; Nematoda; Chromadorea; Rhabditida; Dracunculidae
Source: the annotation of a GenBank genome assembly